This is a messenger RNA of Neoarthrinium moseri, 507 nucleotides long. RefSeq lists its product as uncharacterized. The coding region runs from base 1 to 507 and encodes 168 amino acids. Lineage: Eukaryota; Fungi; Ascomycota; Sordariomycetes; Amphisphaeriales; Apiosporaceae. The transcript has a single exon. The record is from RefSeq and is a predicted model, not a curated record.
AUGUCGACGACCACUUCCGUAGCCGCCUCUCCCACUUGCGCAGCAAGCCUCUACGACAUUCCCGUCCAAGAUGCGGCCUGUGCCAUUGCGUACGGCGGUAACCACACCGACAUCAUGUCCAACUGUUGCAAGUCCGCGGACGUAGUCAGCUACUACGGCAACUGCGGCCUCUACUGUCUCGCCGAGGGCCAGAACGUGAAGGAGCUCACAGACUGCCUCCACGAACAGGGUGCCGGCUGGGGCGACGUCUUCUGCAGAGGCAACGAGACGGCAACAGCAACGGCCACGGGCGCGGCGCUGCCGACCAGCGCCGAUGCCAGCGUCGCCGCUAGCGGUGCAGGUGGGAGCAAGACGGGCGACAAGACUAGCUCCGGCGCCAGCUCAACGUCGUCUUCCACUGGCAAUGCAGCACCGCGUACAUCGCCUGACUUCAACGUUAGCACACUGGGUCUGACCAUCGGAGCUUUGCUCUUCUCCGCGACUGCGCUUGGUGCUUUCUCCCUGUGA